Priapulus caudatus is the source of this 648-nucleotide messenger RNA. RefSeq lists its product as uncharacterized. The record is from RefSeq and is a predicted model, not a curated record. The transcript has a single exon. The coding region runs from base 1 to 648 and encodes 215 amino acids. Lineage: Eukaryota; Metazoa; Priapulida; Priapulimorpha; Priapulimorphida; Priapulidae.
AUGACACUGCUAGACUCAGAUUUCUGGAGCGACAGCAUGAUAGUCUUGCACUACAUAAGAAAUGACGACAAGCGAUUUCAGACGUUUGUUGCCAACCGCGUUGCCAAGAUCCGUGAGCACUCAUUACCCACUCAGUGGCGAUACGUGAAUACUCAAUCCAAUCCUGCAGAUGACGUUUUACGAGGACGUACUGUACAAGAGCUUCUUGACAAUGAGCGGUGGAUACAUGGGCCCAGCUUCCUAUGGCAGAAGGAAGCGACUUGGCCAGUGCAGCCUGAAUUUUCUGAAAAGGCUCUAAGCCACGAUGUUGAGGUUAAGAAGGAACCUCGAGUGUAUAACGUAGCGAUUGAUGCCGGAGGCGACGUCAUCCAUACCCUGUUAAAGAGACAUUCAGCAUGGUAUAAACUCAAGAAGGCCGUGGCUUGGAUCCUACGUGUUAAAGGCAUUCUUCGCCAUAGAAUUCAGAAAGCCACUAUGACAACCCAUAUUCGUGGACAACUCACAGUGCACGACAUUGCGACUGCUGAAAUGGAGAUAAUCAGAUAUAUCCAGGGAACGAGCUUCAAUGAUGCCCAGCUCAAGUUGAGCAAUAUUCGUAAACUUGCACCCAUGACAUCUAGAGACAACAUAAUCUGUGUUGGAGAGUGA